Messenger RNA from Pipistrellus kuhlii (Kuhl's pipistrelle), 1803 nucleotides. Its product is annotated as NADH-cytochrome b5 reductase 3. Gene Ontology annotation, cellular component: mitochondrion. The coding region runs from base 127 to 1032 and encodes 301 amino acids. The record is from RefSeq and is a predicted model, not a curated record. Gene Ontology annotation, molecular function: oxidoreductase activity; FAD binding. The transcript is spliced from 9 exons. Lineage: Eukaryota; Metazoa; Chordata; Mammalia; Chiroptera; Vespertilionidae.
CGGGCCGGCCCAGGCCUCCGCCCGGUGAGCCGCGGGCCGGCGCCGCCCUCCUCGGGGUGACGCGGCGGGGCGGGGCGCGGCGCGGACGGACGGACGGAGCCGGCGGAGAGCGGAGCAGCCGGCGCGAUGGGGGCCCAGCUGAGCACGUUGGGCCACGUGGUCCUCUCCCCAGUCUGGUUCCUCUACAACCUGCUCAUGAAGCUGUUCCAGCGCUCCGCCCCGGCCAUCACCCUCGAGAGCCCGGACAUCAAGUACCCACUGCGGCUCAUCGACAAGGAGAUCAUCAACCAUGACACCCGGCGGUUCCGCUUUGCCCUGCCAUCACCCCAGCACAUCCUGGGCCUCCCUAUUGGCCAGCACAUCUACCUCUCGGCCCGGAUCGACGGAAACCUGGUCAUUCGGCCCUACACGCCCGUCUCCAGUGACGACGACAAGGGCUUCGUGGACCUGGUCAUCAAGGUUUACUUCAAAGACACGCACCCCAAGUUUCCCAGCGGAGGGAAGAUGUCCCAGUACCUGGAAGGCAUGAAGAUCGGAGACACCAUCGAGUUCCGGGGCCCCAACGGGCUGCUGGUCUACCAGGGCAAAGGGAAGUUCGCCAUCCGCCCGGACAAGAAGUCCAACCCCGUCAUCAAGACGGUGAAGUCGGUGGGCAUGAUCGCGGGCGGGACAGGGAUCACCCCGAUGCUGCAGGUGAUUCGCGCCAUCAUGAAGGACCCGGAUGACCACACCGUGUGCCACCUGCUCUUUGCCAACCAGACCGAGAAGGACAUCCUGCUGCGGCCGGAGCUGGAGGAGCUGAGGAACGAGCAUUCCGCGCGCUUCAAGCUCUGGUUCACGGUGGACAAAGCCCCUGAGGACUGGGACUACAGCGAGGGCUUCGUGAACGAGGAGAUGAUCCGGGACCACCUCCCGCCGCCGGAGCAGGAGCCGCUGAUCCUGAUGUGCGGGCCGCCGCCCAUGAUCCAGUACGCCUGCCUGCCCAACCUGGACCGCGUGGGCCACCCCAAGGAGCGCCUCUUCAGCUUCUGAGGCGGGCGUGCCGCCUGCCGCCCGCGUCCUGUCCCUGCCCGCACCCGCCCUCCCGCCCUUUACCCUCUCCCCGCAUCCUCACCGUGCCCGGGGCUCACCCCGGCCUUCGGGAUCCGGGUUUGAUUGCUGUGGCCGCCACGGCCGCCUUCAGGACAGGCUCCUGGCGGCCCGCACUGGUUCUUGCAGUGAUGGCCGCCCGGGCUCAGGCCCCCCUCGCCCACCCCACACACUGCGGGCGGCCGCCCUCCCAGAGCAGACACGGGGAGGAUCAGAUUACAGGGCGGUCAGAGCUGCGGGCCCCAGGGCCCCCUGCCACCGCCGGGGCCCCCUGCACCCCUCACUGCCCGCCAGGGCCGGGCCUCAGCACCUGACACUACAGGCGGGCACCACCCGGAAGGCCCUCCGCAGGGACUGCUGGGCGAGGCUGCCCAGCCCAGGCUGGGAGGAGGCCCCCCUGGCCCGCACAUGGCCCCUCCGGAGCCUCCACAUUUCCCCGUGGCACCCAGACAGGGCAGCUGUGGGAGUCCCAAGCUGUCGCUCAGUGGUUAGAGCCACCACUUCAGGGCCCUGGGCCCAGCCUGAUGCAGAGGAGGACAGAGCCGAUGCUUAUUUCUUCCUCCGCCCGCACCCGCCUCCGCUGCCCGCGCCGCCCGCGUGGGCAGACUCAGUGCCGCGUGGUUGCCUUUAGACAGCGGUGGGCUGGCCUCCAGCAUAGCAGCUUUUUCAGUCAUUUAUGAGCAGAGAAAACGUUGAAAUAAAACUUAGCUGAUG